Messenger RNA from Magallana angulata, 1295 nucleotides. Its product is annotated as transcription factor HES-1-B-like. The record is from RefSeq and is a predicted model, not a curated record. Gene Ontology annotation, cellular component: nucleus. The transcript has 3 exons. Gene Ontology annotation, biological process: anterior/posterior pattern specification; regulation of transcription by RNA polymerase II; regulation of neurogenesis. Gene Ontology annotation, molecular function: RNA polymerase II cis-regulatory region sequence-specific DNA binding; DNA-binding transcription factor activity, RNA polymerase II-specific; protein dimerization activity. NCBI's taxonomy places the organism in Eukaryota, Metazoa, Mollusca, Bivalvia, Ostreida, Ostreidae. Bases 129 to 1094 code for a protein of 321 amino acids.
CGCCAGAGAUGACACCAGACACAUGCCCCGAAGUAUAAAAAGCUUGUGUCAACCGCAAUUCCGAUACACUUUUAAAUCAGAGCCACAGAGAGAACAGUACAUUAGAACUCAGAUAGAAAAUAGCAUCCAUGAUGUCUGUUGAUACGCUGGAUAACGUGAUGUCCAAGGAACACAAAACUUCGUUAAGAAAGAGCAAUAAGCCCAUCAUGGAAAAGAGGAGAAGAGCAAGAAUCAAUAAUUGUUUAACUCAGCUGAAAUCAUUGGUCUUGGAGUCAAUGCGAAAAGACAGUUCUCAGUACUCAAAGUUGGAGAAAGCUGACAUAUUGGAGAUGACUGUGAAACAUCUUCGCAAUCUCCAGAGGAACCAACUAGCAUCAGCAAUGGCAUCAGAUCCUACAGUUGUCACAAAGUUCCGAGCCGGAUUCCACGAGUGUGCUAAUGAAGUUAUUCGUUACCUAGGAACCGUGCAGAACGUCGGGUCCGAUGUGAAGUCACGUCUCGUGUCCCAUCUCUCCACGUGUCUCCAGACACAGAACAACACAGCGUCCACAGAAAACAUGCACACGCCAUGUCAACCCCAGCAACAGGUGCCCGUGACGUCACCACAACAACAAGUUAACAUUUUACAGCCACUCAGUGUUCAUAUUCCGCACAACGCCAAUGUCGCCUCCCGUCCCCAGUCUUCCGAGUUCGCAUUCAGUCGCCAGACCUCGCCACAGUCUUUGUCCCAGUCCCCCCAGUUACUGAACAUUGCUACCCCCGUGUCCUCAGACUCUAACAGUAACUCUCCUAUCAAAUCCACUCCGAUAUCGGGACAAUUUCAAAUCAUUCCCAGCAAUCUAUACAAUGGUCCGGUGGCUGUGUAUGUGGGGCAGAUUAACCAGAGACAGUGUAUGACCACCCCAGACUCCAUGCCAGUGUUCACGUUACAAGUUCCCGCCAAUAACACCUCCCCGUCUUACCAAUGCAGGUCCCCUCAAGAAUUCCCUCAGCAACAGAAAUCCAAACCAUUAGCUCAGCAACUUAGAAGUGCCUUUGUUGAAUGUAAGCAAGGCGUUCCCGAGUCUCCUGAGAGUCUCUGGAGACCCUGGUGAUACCCUAAUGCUGACCAAAUUUUUCUCAGGACUUAUAGACAUACGCACUUUGUGAUAGAACACGCAUGCUUCCAGAAUAUUGUUUUGUACCAUUUGAUGGUGACUUAAAUCAGUGCUAAUCAUGUUUUUAUGAUGUUGUUAUUGAUUCGAUUUUUACUUGAAUCUUUUUAUAUGACCAUUAAAAUUUGUUAUGAAUAUAAA